ACUUCCCAUGCAGUAGCGAGUGAUGGCAAGGGCUAACAACUUCUGGAUAUUGCUGCUGUGGAUGGGGUGUGAGAUGAUGGCACUGCACCUCUAUGCUGUUAAUCAGAGUCCAGUGGCCACAGUACUCGAUGUGCAGUGAGGGUGAGGUUGAAGAGCCCUGUGGUUCCUGGUUCUCAGCUAGCAAGGUGUUUGCAGGUUGUUUGAUGUGGCCUCUGGACUGGCCCACAACUUCCUUCUGCUGGGCCUGCAGCCGUGGAGACGGCCAGUUGCUCAGGGGACUGCUGCGGAGGGACAGCAAAACACGAAGACGGCUUUGGGCUGGGUAGGAGGCUGACCAGAGCUCUCCUCCGUGCUCUGCGGCGGUCUGUGGGGCUUUGACCCACAGGGAUGAGCUCCAGAGGCUUAGCUCUGGCACCUCCAGCGAAGAACGUGGUGGUGUAUCGCAAUGGUGACCCCUUUUUCCACGGGAAGAAGUUUGUGGUGAACCAGCGGCGGUUCCUGACCUUUGAGGCGUUUCUGAAGGAGGUGACCAGGAGCAUUCAUGCGCCCCUGGCUGUGAGGAAUCUCUACACCCCCAGGCACGGCCACCGCAUCGCUGAGCUGGUGGACCUGCAGGACGGGUACCAGUACGUGGCUGCGGGGUUUGAAAAGUUCAAAAGGCUCAACUAUUUAAACCAGGGAAGGAAGGAGCUCCGAGGGACAAGUAACAGCAGCGGUGUGCAGUCCCACACCGUAGCUCCCUGGAAGUCAAACAUCGCAACACGACGGCAGAAGCACACCCACCUUACAAUCCAUGUUUUCCGGAAUGGGGAUUUGCUGAGCCCUCCUUUCCGACUGCUGUUCUCUCAGAGCGCCCCGCUGCAGUGGGACACGCUCCUGGCUAUGCUGACAGUGAAAGCUGAUCUGCGCAGCGGAGCUGUUAACAGGCUCUGCAGGCUGGAUGGCACGCAGGUGUUUGGUGAGGAGGAGCUGGUGAAUGACGGUUACUACGUGGCUGUGGGGACUGAGGAGUACAAAAAACUGCCUUACUUUGAGCUUCUGGUGCCCCAGGAUUCUGCAUGCAGGACACCACGGAACCAUCCAGAUAGACGCAAAAAGUACAGCAGAAAGUUUAGCAAGCGUGAUGCCACCUCCCAGGACAGUGCUGCUGCCUCUGCUCUUGCUGAACCACCCCAACAGCUGGACAGUUGCAGGGUGCAGACCCCAGGAGCUGCAGAGACCGACAGGAGCCCGGUUGCUUUUCCACCACUGCACAGGCAAGUCAGGAGGUCUCACCUCAGGGAGGAAGAGCCCAUUUUCCAUGCUAAACCUGUCCGUGCAGGACAGAACAGGAGGAGUUACAGGAGUGUGCAGCACUGGCCUCAUCAAGAAGAAAGUGUCUAUAAAGCCAAAGAUCCUAGGAAGGAGAUGCAAGGUGCUUGGGGAGUAAGAGAGCAUGAACACACAAGGGUGGAGGCACCCACUGAUCAGAAUGUGUAAAGAUGAAAGUAACCACCAGGGGGAACUUCAGACACCAGAGGAAGCGUAGCUACAGCGCUCUGCAUUUUAGAAAGCCAAGAGAUUGUCAUCUGGGUCAUGAACAUUUCCCUUCUGAAGCGUGAGUUAUCGCUCCCCAUGACAGUAACGAUAUAAAAGGCUUUCUUGGAUUUUUUUUUAAUUUUUAUUUUUUUGGUGUGUGUGUGUCCUGUUUCUAUCCUUACUCCUCUUCCAGAGAGUUGCAGAGACUGUGGAAGAACAACUCACACCAAAAGCCGAACAGUUUACAGAAGUAUUUAUUCCACUUAAUGUUUCUGUGCAGUGUGUUAGGUCCCUUGUGGCUGUGUUCAGAUUUCUUACACUAAAAUUCAGUACCCCCAGAUACGACUUGUUAAUUAGAACUUGCCUGUAGCUAGGUGAAGCUUUGAAGCUGGCACGGAAUAAACAUGUAAUUCCUAAAAUGCCUGAACAUAUUUGUUAAAUAAUAACGAGCUUUACACCUUUUUAAAAAGGGAAAAAUCUUCGUUUUCAUCUUACAGAAUUUUGUUUUAAAAUGUCUGAAAGAUGCUCAGCGUUUGUGGGGCAUCUGUGUCUUAAACUUGUCAUAAGCACAUUGAGAAUUGAUAUAAUGGGAUGACGUGCGUCAUAUUAUAGCUGAUUCACCGUUCUGCCUAGGUAGUCUCAUUAGACUAAUUAGAACUUCAAAGGAACACAGCUCCUUUGAACUGAAGUUAGAGAAAGCCCUAGUAGAGAAUUAGCUACCAGGUAGUGACGUCUGGGCUCAGCGGGGGGCCUGAUGCUCCGAUUUGCUUUAGGAGCUGUGCUAUACAGUCAUAGUUAUCUGAGUGCUGUGGCUCUGCUCUGCACUGGGAGGGAUUAUUAGGCCUUCUUACAACAACCACCUUUGAAUUUAAUGUAGAGACCCAGGUUUGCACACCAAAGCCUGUGUAAGACCAGAAACAAUCCAUGAAUUUAGUCCCGGAAGCUUUCUGUAACAGCAAAGUGCCGCACUGAUAACUGUAUUUUUUUCUUCUCUCUACAAAAAGGCGAGGGCUGCAGGCACAGCACAAAAGCCCGCGGCAGGGAAAAGGGACGGCAGCGCUUCUGAGGGUGAGGAUCGCUGAAUGAUGUUUUCCCUUGGCAGCAAUCCUGCUCUGAAGAGCUCGCAGAGGGACCGUGAUGGGAGGACAGUGAGGUAUGCCACUAGCUGCAGAUAACAAAAGUGUGCAAGUCUGAGGUCUGUGUAACGUUUAUAGACUGGCCGAGCUUUUUGAUCAAUUAACAGAAUCUUAGCGAGCACCCUAACUCUCUGCGCUUGAGAAAGACUACCAGUGAACAAUGAACCAGAUCGAUGCACGUUUUUAUUAAAAAAUUAAAAACAUUCCUCCUUUCCUCAGCUCUGUGGAUGAUGACAUGGCAGAGAACAGGGCUGCUUUUCUGGGCUUUAAUUUAAAAAGCAGUUUGUGUCUGAACUUGGGAAGUAAGAAUUACCGCAUAGAAUAUACUCCUAACAAAACGUCUGCCAGGAAGUUUGUUCUGUGUCAGACACUUCGCAUAAAGGGAUUCACAGCAUCAUUGGUCCUCUGAUUUGGAAUGCUUGGAUAAUGUUUGUAGCAAUCAAACCUGCUCUCAAAAAUACUUUUUGUUUCUGUUAACUUGUUUUCCUGCGUGACUUAGGAAUAGUCGCAGUAAUAAAGCGCUGUCGUAUUAUCCCCGUUAGCACAAGGCUUUCUGUAUUUCUUUCCCCCGUGCUCCUGAUAAAUGACAAGGGUGACAACGAUUUUUCUUCCUGUGAC
This is a messenger RNA of Cygnus olor (mute swan), 3272 nucleotides long. It is a transcript of the gene DCDC2B, whose product is annotated as doublecortin domain containing 2B. The transcript is spliced from 10 exons. Bases 388 to 1479 code for a protein of 363 amino acids. Gene Ontology annotation, cellular component: microtubule organizing center; microtubule. Gene Ontology annotation, biological process: intracellular signal transduction. Lineage: Eukaryota; Metazoa; Chordata; Aves; Anseriformes; Anatidae. The record is from RefSeq and is a predicted model, not a curated record.